AUGAGCGAGGAGGAAGAGCCCAGCCCCUCUCUGUGGGCUGAGGAAGAAGAAAAGCUGCCGAGCCUGACUGGCUCGGAGCGGGAGAUCUCGUGCGACAUCCAGUGCUGGUCGGAUAACGAGGAGUGGGGGCCGGACAGUCCAGCCGGCAGCGGGGGAGUGGGGGACGCCUGCUCCCAGCCGGACAGCAGCCCCGCAGCCUACGGGAGGAGCUACUGUCGUGACUCGCACGAGGACAGUGAGCUCGGGCUGCACGCCAGCUCAGGGGAAGACGGUGAGCUUGACUUCCAGCGUGGCUCGCAUGAAGAUGGCGGGUUCAGGUUGCACGCCGGCUCGCACGAGGACAGUGAGCUCAGGUUCCACGCCGGCUCAGAAGAAGACAUUGAGCUUGGGCUUCACGCUGGCUCGCACGAGGACAGUGAGCUCAGGUUACAUGCUGGCUCCGAAGAAGACAGUGAGCUUGGGCUUCACACUGGCUCGCACGAGGAUGGUGAGCGUGGGCUGCAUGGCGGCUCAGAUGAAGAUGGUGAGUUCGGGCUGCAUGCUGGCUCGCACGAGGAUAGUGAGCUUGGGUUGCACGCCGGCUCAGAUGAAGAUGAUGAGUUCAGGCUGCACGCUGGCUCGCACGAGGACAGUGAGCUUGGGUUGCACACCGGCUCAGAUGAAGACGUUGAGUUUAGGCUGCACGCUGGCGCGCACGAGGACGGUGAACUUGGGUUGCACGCCAGCUCAGACGAAGAUGACGAGUUCAGGCUGCACGCUGGCUCGCACGAGGACAGUGAGCUUGGGUUGCACGCCGGCUCAGACGAAGAUGGCGAGCUAAACUUCCAUCGUGGCUCAGACGAAGACGGCGAGCUGGGCUUGCACGCUGGCUCACACGAGGACGACGAGCUAAGCUUCCGUCGUGGCUCGCACGAGGACGGGGAACUCGGGUUGCACGCCAGCUCGGAAGCCCCCCCUGGCUUUGACCUCGCUGGCAAUCCGGGCCCAGCCUCUGCAGCAUGGCCCCCUCCGGGCCCGCCGUCCUCCCGCCCCACCCCGCCGGCGCGCCCCUUCCAGUGCUCGGACUGCGGCAAAUCCUUCGGCUCCAACUCCACCCUGGCCCAGCACCGCCGCAUCCACACGGGCGAGCGGCCCUACAAGUGCGGGGAGUGUGGGCGGGCGUUCAGCCGGGGCUCCACCUUCCUCCAGCACCAGCGCACCCACACGGGCGAGCGGCCCUACAAGUGCCCGGACUGCGGCAAGGCCUUCAGCCGCAGCUCCAACCUGCUGCAGCACCGGCGGGUUCACACCGGCGAGCGGCCCUACAAGUGCCCGGACUGCGGCAAAGCCUUCAGCCUCAGCUCCACCCUGCUCCAGCACCAGAUCAUCCACACCGGCGAGCGGCCCUACAAGUGCCCCGACUGCGGCAAGAGCUUCAACCGCAACUCCAACCUGCUCAACCACCGGCGCACCCACACUGGCGAGAAGCCCUUCCCCUGCGGCCUGUGCGGGAAGCGCUUCUCGGAGAGCUCCACCCGCACCCAGCACCAGCGCACCCACACCGGCGAGCGCCCUUUCCGCUGCACCGAGUGCGGCAAGGCCUUCAGCCUCAGCUCCACCCUGAUCCAGCACCAGACCACCCACAGCGGGGAGAGACCCUACCAGUGCCCCGACUGCGGCAAGACCUUCGGCCUCAGCUCCACGCUGCUGCGGCAUCGGCGGGCCCACACCGGCGAGAAGCCCUUCCGCUGCCAGGACUGCGGCAAGAGCUUCGGCGUCAGCUCCCACCUGGUGCAGCACCGGCGGGUGCACACCGGCGAGCGCCCCUUCCGCUGCCCGGAUUGCGGGCGCGGCUUCGGGCAGAAUUCCCACCUGGCCCAGCACCGCAAGGUGCACCGGGCCGGCGGGGAGGCCCGCCCGCCCGGCACCCUCUACAUCUGCGGCGACUGCGGGAAGAGCUUCCGGCAGAGCUCCCACCUAGCCCAGCACCGGCGCACCCACACCGGCGAGCGGCCCUUCCGGUGCGGGGAGUGCGGCCGGGGCUUCUCCCAGAGCUCCAAGCUGCUGGAGCACCGCCGGACCCACACCGGCGAGCGCCCCUACGCCUGCCCCGACUGCGGCCGGGCCUUCGGCCACAGCUCGGCGCUGGCCCAGCACCGCCGGACCCACACCGGCGAGCGGCCCUACGCCUGCGGGACUUGCGGGAAGAGCUUCAGCCAGAGCUCGGCGCUGGUCCAGCACCAGCGCAUCCACACCGGGGAGAAGCCCUACCGCUGCUCCCGCUGCGGCCUCUGCUUCCGCUACCUGCUGCAGUACACCCGCCACCAGAAGGUGCACGCCCGGGAGGAGCUGCUGGCGCAGGAGAGGGCCGGGGCGGUGCUGGGAUCCGGGGCGCCAGCGGCCUCCGCGCCUCUGGAGGUGGUGGUCGAGGAGGGGGUGGCGGUGGCGCUAGGCAUGGGAGUAUGA
Messenger RNA from Emys orbicularis (European pond turtle), 2445 nucleotides. It is a transcript of the gene ZNF629, whose product is annotated as zinc finger protein 629. The record is from RefSeq and is a predicted model, not a curated record. The coding region runs from base 1 to 2445 and encodes 814 amino acids. Gene Ontology annotation, cellular component: nucleus. The transcript has a single exon. Gene Ontology annotation, molecular function: DNA-binding transcription factor activity, RNA polymerase II-specific. Gene Ontology annotation, biological process: regulation of transcription by RNA polymerase II. NCBI's taxonomy places the organism in Eukaryota, Metazoa, Chordata, Testudines, Emydidae.